AUGUCGUGGCAAGGAUACGUUGACCAGAGCCUUGUCGGCUCGGGCCACAUCGACAAGGCGGCCAUCAUUAGCGCCGCCGGAGACAGCACUUGGGCCACAUCGGCCGACUUCACGAUCGAGCCCGCCGAGAUGAAGACUAUUGCAGACAUCCUAGACAACAAGGCUGGCGCGCAGGACAAGGCACAUUCCGAUGGCAUCUACAUUGCCAAGGAACGCUACGUCGUGGCCAGGAUUGACGACAACACCAUUUACGCCAGACAGGGCCGAUCCGGUGUCGCCAUCGCAAAGACGGCACAGGCCAUCCUAAUCGGCCACCACAGCGAGGCCACACAGGCCGGGAAUGCAUCGCAGACUGUCGGCGCCCUAGUGGACUACCUGAAGCCUCUGGGAUACUAA
Molecule: messenger RNA, 396 nt
Organism: Pyricularia pennisetigena
Lineage: Eukaryota; Fungi; Ascomycota; Sordariomycetes; Magnaporthales; Pyriculariaceae
Exons: 5
Coding region: 1-396 (131 amino acids)
Cellular component (GO): cell cortex
Molecular function (GO): actin monomer binding
Source: RefSeq, a predicted model, not a curated record